Messenger RNA from Tympanuchus pallidicinctus (lesser prairie-chicken), 2531 nucleotides. RefSeq names its product beta-1,3-galactosyl-O-glycosyl-glycoprotein beta-1,6-N-acetylglucosaminyltransferase 7-like. The transcript has 6 exons. Gene Ontology annotation, molecular function: acetylglucosaminyltransferase activity. Gene Ontology annotation, cellular component: membrane. NCBI's taxonomy places the organism in Eukaryota, Metazoa, Chordata, Aves, Galliformes, Phasianidae. The coding region runs from base 847 to 2145 and encodes 432 amino acids. The record is from RefSeq and is a predicted model, not a curated record.
UCAGUGCCAGACAUCAGUGGAAACAACCAGAGGCAUUUCCUUCCUAUGCUUCUUUGCUGCAAUCUGGAAAGUUUCAGCAGGCAAACAGUUAAGAAGGAAGAGGGAGGAGGAGGAGGAGGAGAAAGGGCAGCUUUCCCUCCCAUUCUCAUCAUCCAGCACACUCUGCUAGCAGCACUGGGGUUAAAGCCUUGGAGGUAAACCACAACUAUUUACAAUCAUCAGCAAUGCACUCUACGUAUCUGAAAGUCUGAUUUCAGGCCUUUUAAAGACUGUUUCUGAACAGCAGCACCAAAAAUUUGGAGAAGCUCACAUUUUCUCUUAUUAUCGUGAAGCAGAGGACAUUUCUUCUGAAGCUGAACAGCAGAAUAAACAUGCUAAGCAUCGCAGGGAACCACAUCAAGUCGUGUUAAUGUUUAACCCCUUUCAGUUCUAUGAAAUUUCCACACAAGCAACAGAAUGAAGAACACUGCCUGAGUGUUGCUGAAGGACAACGGGACCCUAUUCAUUUUUAUUAUGCUGCCUUCUCCUGGCUGACUCUGGACAAGCUUAGCAUCUCACAAGCAUGUACCUCAGGGGUUGAAGUAGCUCCUGUAGUAUUUGACUGAAAUUGCAAUAAGGUCAAGUACACCAUCCAACAACAAAAUCAUAGAUAGGAAGUGCAGACUGAAGAGCUCCGCUGACAGAACACAGAAUCAAAAUGGAUGAAUCCUCCACCUAACACACAAAUCCACUUUCCAGAAUGCUCAGUGGAAAAGAGGCAUUCAUCCAGCAUGAAAUGCAGUGCAUACUGAUAAUCUGCAUGCCUAAUUAAGCUAUGAUCAGAAGACAGUAUCUGGAUAAUAGAAGAUGAACCCACUCGAUGCAACAAAAUCAGGAUUUUUACUGUGCAUUGCUGUCUGUAUGUUCAUCUACACUUUCAUCUACCUGAAGGACACACUUUCUGCAGAGCAAGAGCAACAGAAAUUUAGCACAAACAGAGCAGAGUGUGGAUUUUAUCCAGAUGAACUUUGUCCAGCUCUUUUUGUGGGGAAAACUGCGGCCCUUAAAAUUGGAAGCAUUUGUCAGAACACCUACAGACCUGCAGCACUCAGCUGUGUUCGGACCUCAUGCAACUGCUCCACAGUUCUCAAGGCUCUGCACUUUAUAACGAGACCACUGUCAGAUGAAGAAGGAAAUUUCUCACUGGCGUACAUUAUCACAAUCCACAAGGAGCUGGAGAUGUUUGUAAAGCUGCUAAGAGCUAUUUAUACACCUCAGAAUAUUUACUGCAUACACGUUGAUGAGAAGUCACCAACAGAUUAUAAAGCUGCUGUACAAAACAUUGUAAAUUGCUUUGAAAAUAUUUUUAUUUCCUCAAAAAGGGAGAGUGUUGUUUAUGCAGGAUUUUCAAGGCUACAAGCUGAUAUUAACUGCAUGAGAGAUCUGGUUCAUUCCAAAAUCCAAUGGAAUUAUGUUAUUAAUCUGUGUGGCCAAGAUUAUCCUAUUAAAACAAACAAAGACAUUAUAAAAUAUAUCAAAAGUAAAUGGAAUGGUAAAAAUAUGACUCCCGGGGUAGUCCAACCACUUCACAUGAAGCACAGGACACAGGUUAGUUACAGAGAAUACGUGCAUUCUGGAGUGUCGUAUGUGUAUCCCACAAAGAAUGCAAAAGCUAAACCUCCAUACAACUUGACCAUAUAUUUUGGUAGUGCCUAUUACAUAUUAACUAAAGAAUUUGUAGAGUUUACACUGACUGAUGCACGUGCAAAAGACUUGCUUGAAUGGUCAAGAGACACGUACAGUCCGGAUGAGCACUACUGGGUCACACUGAACCGUCUGCAGGAUGCCCCAGGUGCUACACCACACGCAGACUGGGAAGGAAACAUACGAGCCAUUAAAUGGAAAGAUCAAGAAGGAACCGUACACAAAGGCUGCAAAGGUCAUUACAUCAGAGACAUUUGUGUCUAUGGUCUGGGGGAUUUACAGUGGAUUAUCGAAUCGCCUCACUUGUUUGCCAACAAAUUUGAGCCUGCAACGUAUCCACUGGUGAUGGACUGCCUAGAGAGACGCCACAGGCUGAAAGUGCUGCACCAGGCAGAGGUCCCAAUUGAAGAUGACUGGCGUUUUCAGGAAGAGAACUCUUUCAACAUGAAGCUGGAUGUUUGAGAUUAACUGAAAUGUAAAUGUACAUCCAGAAUACUGAGAACCCAUCAGUGUUUUCACCCAUAGGCUUCAUUCGCUUGGUGCACUGCUUACCCCCGUGCUGUGAUGCUGUACUACUGUUUGACCAGUGAAAUAGGCAGUUAGUGUUACUCACUACAGUAACAGAAAGAGCAACGGCUGCUAAAGGAUUAAUUCCUACAGAAAAUGAUGUCUGUAAGAAGGGGGAAGUUCAUAAUCUUCUAAGUGACUCAUUUAACUGGAAAAUACACAUUCCCCAUGUCUGUAGCUGAAAAGAAAAAAAAAAAAAAGAGGACUAACUGGUAUAAGAGUAACAAGAUGGAAGUAAUGACUGCACAAAGGUGAAAUACGAAGAGUACAAGCUAACUAAA